UUCAGAUUAAGUUAGUGAUAGAUUUUGUGAUGAUACAGUUGCAUUUUUCCCAUACUCAGGUAUUUGCGAGACAUUAAAGGCCUUCCUGCAACGGUGUAAGAUGAAGCUGAACUACAAUGAAGUCAGUAAUCCAUCAGAGAGCCACAGAAGAAACCGUGGCUCCAGCAGCCAGUCCAGGAUCCUGGACAUUGAGAGAGCUCAAAGGGCUGAGUGUUUUGCAGUCAUUCAACGUGCAGAGAGACUGUAUUCUUCAAAGAAAUCCUUAAUUGAUGCGGUUAUGAAGAGAAUGGGAUUCCCCAUGCAGCAGGACACCCUCCCCUCACCUCAGCCUCCAGCUUCUCCCACAAGAAGCCCUGAAUCCUCUCUGCGAGGGAGGAGACUUAGGCCCAUUUUAAACGACGACAGAAGGGUUCGGACGUCCAGGGCCAACCAGGCGUUGGUAGAAGAGGAGCCUUUCUAUGAGAAGAAGCUGCGUCUGUGCAGGAAGAUGGCUGGGGGGACAGCUGCAAACAGGAGCCCAAGUAAAGACUCUUCCCUCAGCUCUGUGAACAUGCACACUCCCACUGAGCUGAGGGCCAUUUCACACACCAGCCUGUUCACCCCUACUCCUUCUCCUCCUCCUCCUCCUCCUCCUCCUCCUCCUCCUCCCCUCCCCCCCUCCUCCCAGAGCAACCAGGAGACCGUCUCGUCUCCCAGUGAUUGCUAUGAAAUUUGGUGGAGCAGGCAAGGAGGUGGCUGAUGGAUGCAAGCUCCAGUCGUCACAGACGACACUAGAGAGACUUACGGAGACACUAGAGAAAUUCAUGCUCUGCCACCGUCCUUCACCUGAACUACCAACAGCCCCCAGUAGGACCCCAACGGUGGAAGCCAAGGUUCCAGCACCACCUUCAGAAGCUGCCCCGACCAACAGAAAAGGACCUCGCUGUGGGUUCCUGGCGGCGGCAACCAAGUUUCCAGCACAUCCAUCAGAAGCUGUCCCGCCCAACAGAAAAGGACCUCGCCGUGGGACAACAUGCCACCCAAAGGCUGUAGCAGGUCAGGAAGACCUCCAGCCUUUGGUCAACCCUGCAAAGAGCCUGUCCCUUUGCUUCACGCAGCUGACCUCAGAUAACUGGGAGGAGAAACUGGAUGGAUUGAAAUCUGUUCGAGUUCUGGCACGACACCAUCCAGAAUUCCUGCAGACCAAACUGCAUGAAGUCUGCCUGCUCCUCACAGAAGCGGUGAAUAACCCGCGCUCUGCUGUGACCGGUGCUGCAAUGGGCACCGUAGCAGAGCUCCAUGCCCACCUGGGGAGGGCCAUGGACACUGAGGCAGAGUGGACAGGCCGCGUCCUGCUGCUGAAGUUGGCACAGACAACCAACUCCUUCAUUCACCAGCAGGCCAACCUCGGCCUGGAUGCGCUGGUAGAGGGCUGCAGCCCUGGUAGAAUAAUAAAUGUUCUCCUCAACACAGGGUUGAGCCACCGCUGUGCUACAGUGAGGGCCAGCACAGCCGAGCACCUCCACCAGCUGGCGGACAUCGUUGGAGAGGAUCAGAUCUUGACAGCAGGGAAGAUCUUCACAGAGCGUUUCCUUGUUGCUGUCAGUAAGAUGGCGGUGGAUUCUGCACCAGAAGUCAGGCACUAUGGACAGAAGAUGCUCAAAGGACUCGCCAACCAGAAGGAAUUCACGGUCCAGUGGGAUAGGAUCAUCCCAGUGAAAGACAGACAUCACUUGGAGAAGAUCUUGAAAAAGAUGAGGCAGUAGAAGCCUGCAUGUUCCUCGGAAUAACUGGAUGUAGCCUCAUUUUUUGUUAUCCAAAGAACAGCAUAAAAUAAAUGUAUUAGAAAGGCAUUAGACAUCUCAACACAAAAUAAACAUAAUACAAUGCAACUGAUUGAAUUCAAUUUACUGCAAGUAACUCUGUACCUAAACAAAAUAUAAAAAGGCAAAUCAAGAGAAACAUAUAAACAAGCAAUCACAACGCAUUCUUGAUCAGUUGAUAGCCAAGACGGCUGAACAUGAUACUUUUACAACUCGAGAGGUAGAAAAUGCAAUGGCCAGGUUGAAGCAUCCGUAACAUAUUGCGAUGUGAAGCUAUACAUUAAAUCCACAUCCAAUAUCAUUUAAAAAAACCCAGGAUGUUCCCUAAUCAAAU
Perca fluviatilis (European perch) is the source of this 2136-nucleotide messenger RNA. Its product is annotated as TOG array regulator of axonemal microtubules protein 1-like. The record is from RefSeq and is a predicted model, not a curated record. The transcript is spliced from 7 exons. Gene Ontology annotation, molecular function: microtubule binding. Lineage: Eukaryota; Metazoa; Chordata; Actinopteri; Perciformes; Percidae. Gene Ontology annotation, biological process: microtubule cytoskeleton organization. Gene Ontology annotation, cellular component: cytoplasmic microtubule; cilium. Bases 705 to 1745 code for a protein of 346 amino acids.